Penicillium manginii is the source of this 2229-nucleotide messenger RNA. Its product is annotated as putative chromatin remodeling complex subunit (Rsc9). The transcript is spliced from 3 exons. Gene Ontology annotation, biological process: regulation of DNA-templated transcription. Gene Ontology annotation, molecular function: DNA binding. The record is from RefSeq and is a predicted model, not a curated record. Bases 1 to 2229 code for a protein of 742 amino acids. NCBI's taxonomy places the organism in Eukaryota, Fungi, Ascomycota, Eurotiomycetes, Eurotiales, Aspergillaceae.
AUGUCUGCUACAACACCUCAAAGAACAUCCCUGCGACAGGGCCUGCGCCAGGCCCCUAAGGUCAACCAGCCUUUCAUUCCCGACACAGCGCCGACCCGCCGUUCGCAUCACCACAGCUUCACAUCUCCUCAGCCCCAAAUGUCUCCCCAUAUGAGCAUGAAUCCCGCAGCGAAUCCGCAGAGUGCACAUUUCGCAGUCGAUAGCUGGGAAGGGAAAAACCAGGCGCAAAUGCCGAUGUCUGUGCGGGAAGUUCCAACCCCAGGUAACCGGCCGGGGCACUUUGCGAGCCUUUACGAUUCCCGGAAUAAAGCAGCCAAAGCCCCUGAUUUCUAUGAUCCUUACUUUCCCCUCCGGUACCUCGAAGUUCCCCGAACCGAUCACAUUUACAAGCGCGCUCACUACGGCCUGCAGUCUGGUAUCCAGGAUGAGGUCGACUUUGCAUUAUAUCAUCUGGUCCAGAUAUCCAACCAAAGAUGGGACAAGUUUAAAUUCGAGGGAUUUCCACUGCUCGCAGAAACUCUUAUGCAAAAGGCGUUAGACGUCACGUUUCUUUGCACGGGUGUCAAAUGGGAAUUUGAAUAUGACCCUCUCAAGCCAUCUGACCGAGUCAAUGUCCUCAACUCGUUGCAUGGCACGCGAACUGUCCUUGAAAAGAUCCAACAAAUCCCGAUCACUCUGCCGUCCGAUACGCUGGAGACCUCCGAGUUCAACCACCUGAUUCGGAACGUGAGAGAGGCAACUUUAGUGUUGCGCAACAUGGUUCUUCUCGCAGAGAAUGCGUUCUACGUUUCUCGAUAUGCCAGUGGCCUUUUACGAGACUUUCUGGUCAUUCUCAUGAAUUUACCAAACCAGCCUCGAUUUACUGAAAUCAAGAACGACGCGCUAGAUAUCGCCGAAGAGGUGACAAAAUACAUGCGUACGGACGCUCAAGACCCUCUCUGGGUUUCCCUCGUUAGCUUCUUGGAUUCACCGGACCGGGCGCACAUCAUUCGAGCUCUUUGGGCAUUGACUCAUUUUUCCACGGAGCUAGAGGAUGGGGAUGUCAACCGAGCCAUCGAUCAUAUGUCCAAACCCACUCUCCAGCAGAUGUACUAUCACACCCUCUUGGAUCUCGACAGAGACAUACUGAGCGGCGCGCUGGAUUUCUGGUACCAAUACACACUAAGCCCUGACAAUAUCGAAACCCUCAUGGAUGUGAUCAACUUCCCCACCAUCCUCGUCCCUCGUAUGGUCGCACUACUCACAUAUGAAGCGAGGCCGACAAAGAAGGAGACCGUUCUGCAAGAAGAGAAGGUCGCACCGCCGCCAUCAGAUAUCCCCCGCGUUCCACACGAGCUUCUGGAGAAGCUAAUGGAGCUAUCAGAACCAGAGCGAAGCUCACAGUGGCUCCGUUGCUGCUUUGUCGAGGAUGCCGAGUGCGAAAUUACUCAAAUUGCUCUCUGGCAAGCUUACCAAACCCGAUUCGCCAACCCUCAACUUCCAGGUAGUGGUGUUCUUCCCGCAGCUGAAUUCAUUAAGAAUGUUAGCAAUACCUUUACGAAUGCACAGGCCCAAGUCAUUAAUGGCCCCGGGACCGCCACAAAAUUUAUUAUCAAGGGUAUUCGGCCGUUGGAAACCGCCUAUACGUUCGACGGUUUCCCAUAUCUCUACUGCAGGUGGGCAGACAACUCAAAGCCAUCGAAGAUGUGUCAACGUGCAUUUGUCUCCCCCGCCGACCUUCGAAACCACAUCUUCGGCGAGCACAUGAAGCUGCAGGCCACCGAAACACCCGGGAAGUUCAAAAUGGAAGCUGCUGAAACCCCCAUCCAUGGUUGUCAAUGGGAUAACUGCACACGAUUCCGAGUCUCUGGGCCCAGUGCCAAUACUUCCUUGGUUGCGGGUCAUAUUAUCUCUCAUCUGCCUGAGGAUAGACCUGCUGAUGCGGAACCCCCAAGCACCAAGCGUCCUAUUCUCCAGGAGCGAAUAGUCCGCAAGUGGUACUAUAUGGACACCCCGAUCAACGAGAAGCACGAGCCCAUUGGAGUUGCAUACAAGGCAGCCCUAGUCUUGCGCAACAUCGCUCGCGGCCUUCCAAACCGGGAAGCUUUGAAAUAUGGGAAUGUCUCCUGGAAGAAGGCUUGCUUCGUCAGCCAACGUGCCAAGAUCGUGGAGGUCUGGGACCGCAACCGUUCUCUACGCAAGGAGCUGACGGAGUUGAUUAUGGUCAUGGAAAAGGAAGUUGACUAUUGA